CCUAACUCCAAGAAGACAAAGAGGCACCUCCCUCGUGUCAACAGCCCCCAGAUUCCUCCCGACAAACACCACCACCCCCACAGUGACCCCCGACCUUGGCCUUUCAAAGACAAAUCCUCAUAAUGUGGCUCCACAUCGCUCCCCGGCCUUCGCCCGCGUGUGCCCUUUCUCUGCUCUCUCCCGUCCCCAGAGCCUGAUUCUGUUAAUAUCCAUGAGACCCAUACGGCCACUCCGGCGCCGACAUCAUGCCAUACGACCCGCUGGCCUGCGCGGUGAUCUGCAUUGUGCUGUAUGCGAUAUCGGUGGUCUCGGUUGUCCUGCGCUUCUAUGUCAGGUUUUAUCUGUUGAACAAUACCUCGACCGAUGAUUAUCUUGCGGCAGGUGCGGCGAUUGUGUAUACGGGCUUCUCGCUAAGCUACAUCCUCGGCGUCCUGGUCUACGGCGUUGGGCGAUAUAGCUCGGAGGUUUCGCCUGGUGACUAUGAGAAUGGAUUGAAGACCGUCUUCAUCGGCGAACUCCUCUACUUCACCACAAACCUCCUCGUCAAGCUCUCCAUCAUCUUCACCCUCUCCCGCAUCAUCACAACCCCAGCGCACCGCCUAACCCUCUACAUCCUCGCGGGUUCCGGAUUCGUCGUGACGAUAUUUACCUUCUUCUGGGCGGUCUUCUACUGCGACCCCGUGCGGUAUUUUUGGACACAACGGCAUGAUUUCGCUCUCGGAGAAGAGGGACCCGCAAUGGGUAGCGACGUUUCCGGAUCCUGCAAGCCAAUAUCCGCAGUCAUGGCCGUGGUCAUCGUGCACGCGUCGUGGACACUCAUCGCGGAUCUGACGCUGGGUCUUGUCCUCCCCGUAUUGAUCUUAUGGUCCUCGCAGAUGCGGACUCGCGUCAAGUUUUCUGUCGGUGUGCUGCUGGGAGUUGGGUCUGUGUACGUCGACAUCUCCUCUCUACGUUCAAAAAUUGACCUCUGCAAAUAUGUAUCCCCUUACCCGUCCUUUCCCCCGCUAACAAUCAUUCCUGGCUGUACAGUGCCGCAAUCGCAACAAUCAUCCGAAUAA
Aspergillus calidoustus is the source of this 1058-nucleotide messenger RNA. The record is from the annotation of a GenBank genome assembly. NCBI's taxonomy places the organism in Eukaryota, Fungi, Ascomycota, Eurotiomycetes, Eurotiales, Aspergillaceae.